CACUCUUUGGUUCAGUCACCUACCGGCCUGCCGACGUGGCGGGGCGGAAGAGGAGCUGCUGGCUGGCACCAAACGGAUCAACAUGUCCCAGGCCGCCUGCCCCGACACAGACCUCUUGGUUGACAUCACACCUCCACCUGUCCAGCCCCCUCCCCCUGACCCCGACUCCACUCAGGAUGUCCCAGCAUCCCUCACUCCUCCGCCCUCGGCCCCUCUGCAGUCUGCUCUGACCCCUGAGAGUGUCGUCCCUCCACAGCCCGUCGAGGACACGACCACAGAGGACACUGAGACUAACACCUCUCAGGGUCAAACUGACCAACCAGAGGCUGCGGCUGAGGGUCAGGUGAUUGUGUGUGACCAACCAGUGAGCCUGGAGGCUGACGCAGAGGCAGCAGAGGAAAAUGAAGAGAGGUCUCUUCAGGAGAAAGAGAAAGUUUGGGGAGGUUGGGGUUCAUGGGGGAAAUCUCUCCUGAGCAGUGCCACCUCCUCAGUGGGGCAGAGCUUGACCUCAGUGAAGGUGAAGGCAGGGGAGGCUCUGCGUCUCAACAGGACUUCAGUAGGAGAGGAGGCGCGAGAGGAGGAGGAGGAGGGGGGGGAGGAGGGAGCAGAGGGGAAGAGAGAGGAAGGAGGAGGAGGAGAGAGAGGAGGAGACACUGACCCGUCCAGCUCUGCAGAAUCCUCUGGCAGCGCUGCAGCUCCAGGCAGGGGCGUCUUCUCUUCUAUCACACACGCGGUGCAGAACACAGGUAAGUCUGUGAUCAGCGGAGGGUUGGAUGCCUUGGAGUUCAUUGGAAAGAAGACAAUGACCGUUCUUGCCGAGAGUGACCCGGGUUUCAAAAAGACCAAGACCCUGAUGCAGAAGACUGUGUCGCUGAGCCAGAUGUUGAAGGAAGCAAAAGAGAAGGAGCGUGCACGUCUGGGUAACCAGCCAAUAAGUGAGCACACAGCUCACUACGGUAUUCUGUUUGACGACUACCAGGGCCUGUCCCACCUCGAGGCUCUGGAGAUCCUGUCCAAUGAGAGCGAGGGAAAGGUCCAGGCCUUCCUCUCCUCCCUGACUGAAGAAGAACAGGACGAGGCGAAGAAGGAGCUGAUUUUUAUCAAGGACAUCUUCAUAAAGCGAGAGGAGCAAGAGGAGAAAGAAGGAGAAGACGAAGGACAGACGAAGGAUAACGGUGAUCUAAGUUCACAAUUACACUGUUCUACCCCUCUAUCAGCGGACGGCGAGGAGUUUGUGAGCAUUCUCACUGAGCUGCUGUUUGAGCUUCAUGUUGCUGCAACUCCAGACAAACUCAACAAGGCUCGCAGGAGGGCCCAUGAUUGGGUGAGCGAGGUGGAACAGGCUGUCACUACGGAGACAGUUGGCAGGGAAACGCAGGACCUGCAGGGAGGAGAGGCCUCACCUGAAGAGACUGAAAACGAGGAGAAGAAGAAGCAAGAAGGAGAAGAGCAAAAGGAGGAGAGCGGCGGGGGGGAGGAGAUGAACGGAGAAGACGAGGCAAGGAAGGAGAAAGAGGAGGACCCGAGAUCUGUGGAGGCUGUCUACCUGUCAUCAGUGAGCAGUUUGGCAGAAGUGACAGCUCGCAGUAUCGAGCAGCUCCACAAGGUGGCAGAGCUCAUCCUCCACGGUCAGGAGCUGGAGAAACCAGCCAGAGACCAGGCGCACAUCCUCACCAGGUUGACGUGUGCCAUGUGUAAGGAGGUGCAGUGUUUGGCCAAGAAGUUCUCUGACACGCUGCUUUUUGUCGGGGGUCAGAGGAAAGCAGAGGAGCUGACUCCGCUGAUAGACAGUGUGCAGCUAGAGGGCUCCAAUAGCACGAACUACAUCCAGAAUGCAUUUCAGCUGCUGCUUCCCGUCCUGCAGAUCUCCCACAUCCAGAGCCAACACAGUCAGCCCGACACAGAGCCCAGCACACAAACACAGCAUUAACACACACACACACACACACACAGACACACACACCUGCUCACCUGCUCACCUGCUUGUCUUAAUGUACUUAUAAUUGUACAGUAAAUAAAAUAGAUUAUAACAGAUGAAGUGCUUUAAACUACAUUAAGUGCCAUAGCAUCAGGCAGAAGAGGUUUUAAAUAUUACAAUAUCUAAUUAUACUCUGGUAGGUAACAGUUUAACAGACAUGUACAUGUAGAACUGUUACACACAUUUGUGUCUCUUCCAUGUUGUAUCUCUGUGUUUUACUUUGAUUUAGCAGUGCUAAGAUAUUCUUCUCUGAUGAACCAAACAGAGAUGAUUUGAGUUUUUAUCAUCUCUAAAAGCUGAACCAAAAACAAAACUUACUCAAGUGCAGAAUGUGUUGAAGGGAUUUGACUUUAAUGUAUAUUAAGCUUUCUUUGCACUCCUCGUGAUCCGUAGUUAUUCAAACGUUAGCGAGAGUUGACUAACACUAGUGAGCGGCCUGUUUCUCUAAAAUGUUUAAUGAAGUUUAAGAGUUCAUGACUGUUUGAUUUGUAUGUUAAAUUAUGUGUGGGGACACUACCGUUUAUGUCACUUAAAUCCAGUUUGAUUUGAAAGAAAAAGUGACGACAUAUUAACACACAUAAGAAAAUAAUUAGUUCUGCCUUCUUCAUUUUUUUGUACAUUGCAGAGUGUAUCAUUUCAUGUUGGUUAAUUUAUCUCUAAUUAUCUGAUGUUGCUGCUACAUUUAAAAAGUUGAUUCUGGCUUUUUGUGAAAGUUUCCUUCAUUGCUUUGGUGUUGACAGUGGGAACAGGAAAACAGCGAGCUUCUGGCACAUUAAGUAAUAAAAAAGAACCGCUUUAAAACCACAACAAGUCAUUCAAACAGUGUGAAUGUAAACCACUGGUCACGGCUGCUUUUGGGCUGCAGAAUAAAGUCGUUAACACGAAAAAUAAAAAAUACUCGACUUUCAAGUUGAUGGAGCAAAUUUAGCUUUUUAAUGAAUUGGGACACAGUUGUUGAGUUUGAGCAGCAGUCCAAAGAUUAUCACAGUGAGUCUGAUUUAUUUAAAUAUAUAUAUCUAGUGUUACAUUAGCUCCUCGCUUCCAGUCACGACUCCUUUACUCCUCAUCUUUACUUUUCCCUCCUCACUUUUAGAGAUGAAUAUAUGCAGGCAGGAUAAAUUAUUAACAAUAAAAAAACAUGAGUUGGUCCUUUCAGACACCAUCAGAGGCUGUUUGACAGAGUUACAAAUGCCUUCAAAAAUUUAAUUAAUUGUGAUGUAAGAUUAAUGUUUGGAAGCCAAGUCAUAUUUUAGGAUUUCCUCCUAAUGAAACGGCCUUAACAUGUUUGAGACAGAGAUGUCAAAAAUAAAGAAGAAUAACUAUUU
This is a messenger RNA of Labrus bergylta (ballan wrasse), 3303 nucleotides long. It is a transcript of the gene fam114a1, whose product is annotated as family with sequence similarity 114 member A1. The record is from RefSeq and is a predicted model, not a curated record. Lineage: Eukaryota; Metazoa; Chordata; Actinopteri; Labriformes; Labridae.